AUGGUUGUUGGUUUUCCGCUAUUUUAUCGUGCUGCUCAGCCAAGGUUUGUGGAACGACUGCCACUUCUAGAGCCUAGUCCCAAUAGUUCAGUUGUGAUCAGGCAAGUGUGGGCUGCCAACGCUGAUUCUGAGUUCCAAAUCAUAAGCAGCUUGAUUGACAAAUAUAGAUUUGUCUCCAUUGACACUGAAUUUCCCGGUAUAGUCAUCCUGCCCCACAACAAGACCUACUGGAAUCUUGUCCCAGAAGAAACUUACCAAGUCAUGAAGGCCAAUUUGGACGCACUCAAAAUUAUUCAACUUGGACUCACUCUGUCAAAUCAGCACGGCAACCUCCCUGACCUAGGAACCAACAACAAAAAUCACUACAUCUGGCAAUUCAAUUUUUGA
Molecule: messenger RNA, 387 nt
Organism: Arachis ipaensis
Lineage: Eukaryota; Viridiplantae; Streptophyta; Magnoliopsida; Fabales; Fabaceae
Source: RefSeq, a predicted model, not a curated record